Bradysia coprophila is the source of this 961-nucleotide messenger RNA. RefSeq lists its product as uncharacterized. Lineage: Eukaryota; Metazoa; Arthropoda; Insecta; Diptera; Sciaridae. The record is from RefSeq and is a predicted model, not a curated record.
UCUUCAAAUUAAUUUUCAGGUUGUAUGUGUGAAUAUGGGCUGAAUAUAGUUUUUUAACCUUGAGAUGAUUUUGGUAUAAAACCGUGGUACAGCCACAAAUUUUGAUCAGUUUGGAUAAGUGAGAAACAAAAUGUUCUUGAGAACAAUUUAUGUGUUAGCUAUCGUAAUAGCAGUUGCUGUUGCACGUCCGGGAGGAGGUGGAUAUAAUGGUGGUGGCGGCGGCGGUAAUUCGGGAUAUGGCGGAGGAUAUGGAGGAGCAAGUGCUCAAGCGUCAGCAAGUGCAAGUGCAGGUUCAUUCGGCGGUGGUAAUCAAGGCGGCUUUGGAGGAAGUGGAGGAGAUCACGGAGGAUUUGGAGGUGGUGGACUUGGAAAUGGAGGACAUGGAGCUGCUUUAGGAGAUGCAGGACAUGGUGGUGGUCAUGGAUCCAGUGGACAUGGAUCUGGUGGACAUGGAUCUGGCGGUCUGCAAGGAUUCGGCGGUGGCGGCGGCGGUGGUGGAGGAGGAGGUGGUGGUGGUGGACAUGGCUACGGAGAUAGUGGAUUUGGAGGAGGCGGACCUAGUGGAGGAUACGGUGGAUCUGGACAUGGCGGUCAAGGUGGACAUGGUGGCCAUGGUGGAGGUAGUGGACUCAAUGGUUAUGGAGGAGGCGGACAUGAUGCUGGUCACGGAGGUGGUCAUGGAGGCGGUUUGAAUGGCUACGGAGGAUAUGGUGGAGCUGCAUCAUCUGGUGCAGCAAGUGCUGGAGGCUACGGCGGCGGUUCUCACAAAGGAGGAUAUGGUCGUUAAUAAUGAAAAUGUUCUCCAACUAACUAAUUUGUAGACUUGUGUACGUAUUGGUGUUAUUGUAGAUGACGACAUAACGAUUGAAAGAUUGAUGUGUCUACAAAAACAGUGUGAUAUAGAAAUUCGUAUACUUUGUAUAAUUUGUUGUCCAAUAAAAUAUGCAUAAGAUAGUCUCAA